UCUUCGGGGAGGUCGUUAUUUUCGAAUGUGUCUGCCUAGGCUGUCUAUCUGAUAAUUAGAGGCUUUACUUCCUUGAUCUGUGACUUCACCGCUAGGUGUUACGGACCUUACUUCAGAUGCUAGUGAACUAAGAGAUUUCUGACUUUGUCUACCAUGGCUACGACCUUUAACGACUGCGAGAAGCAAGACAAAUUCGACACUUGCGACGACCAAAGCUCUCAAUCGAGUCAGAAGGGCCUUCUCUCUCAUGACAACGUUAAAUUUGCUAGGUCGACCGGUGCGUUCUCUGGCCGAUGCGUCGUCGUCUUGAUCAGUCUGUUGGUUGUUUUUCUUCUAGUUUUGUGUGCUUUGGUGAUUUAUCUGGUUUUUCAGCUCCGCUGUUUACGUGAUACACGAGAGGAGUUGCAUUGGCAGAAAAGCUGUAUACCAUGCGACGCCAUUGUCUCCACGUUCAAAGAGGACAGCUCGGCGUUGGGGUAUUUUCAAAGAAAGGAGAAAGAUGGGGUUGAGUAUUGUUGUGGAAGCUCUGCUGGUGAAUUGACACAGGCAUUGAAAUCGGUUGUUGGCAGAAAUAUUGAGGAGAAAAAAUCAGAAGGUGAAUUCUGCAGACCAGAGCAUCUGUUGAAGAACAGCACUAACAUCCCUGAUCAGAAACCGGCGGCUCACUGUGUGCAGAACCCACACGCUCCCAGAACACCUAACCCAGGUGGCAUUAAGCAAGCAGUGCGCAGUUGGCUGGAAGAAGGCCGUGGUGCGUUCACAAGAAACGGCGUGACGUACAAAGGUGGUCACCUGACCGUCCCACACACGGGGUUUUAUUACGUGUACAGUCAGGUUUAUUUCUCACACGAAGACAAAAACGGCACGAAUCCCCGCAAAAAUUACGACUAUACCCAAGAAUUGUCUCAUUACAUUAAUAGAGUUAAUAGCGUACUUGGAAAUUCCCGCGAGACUUUGUUGAUGAACUUGCAUUCUAAAUGCACAAACAGAGAUGAUAUGCAUUUCUGGGAGCACACGAGCUACUUGGGGGCGGUGCGUCAUUUGCGACAGCAUGAUGAAGUAUUUGUUGAGGUGUCGAAUUUGACUCUUGUGGAACAAUCACCCAGGAUCAGUUACUUUGGUUUGUACAUGGUUUAAUCGUUUUCAAAUGUUGGUCAUUUCUUUAUAUUGUGCCAUUAUUGCAAUACUUUUGUAUGAAACCCGAUAUCAUAGUGACUAUAUCUUUUUGACGGUUGACCAACAUUAUGGACAUUUUUAACUAUGUUUGAUACUCGUGCUCCUGUCUUUCACAAGAAUCAAAUGUUUUCACCUAGUUUGGAAACUACUUCACGGUGACAGCUCUAUCGUGUUAGAGUUUAUACAUUUCUUCAAAAUGUGCAUAGAUAAAAUAUUGCACGUAUUGUAUAAUGAAAACGUUUUUCUGUGUAUAUUAGACUCCGUUCACAUGAAAAAUCUAUUUUCUAUUCGCGGUAUCUUGUGAUCACUUCGAGCGCAGCUGAGAAUUAAUUACAGCUUUGGAGGUAACUGGAUCGCGCUGCCAAUAAUUACACCGUGGGGUAUUCAGGGCACAGACUGUGAUCACAAGAUACCGCGAAUAGAAAAUAGAUUUUUCAUGUGAACGAAGCCUUAAUGCCUUAAAAUGAUAUUUUAUAGAAAUGUGUAAUCUCUAACAUGUGGCACAGGCAACAUAAGUCCGACCCUUGUUUCGUAAAGAGGCCACACAAAUGUAUUUACUUUGGUGUAUAAGAGGGCUUAUAUUAAUUGAUGCACUUUAUUACAUAAAAUGUAAUUAAUGGUUGUGUCAAAAGUUUUUUUAGGGUGAUGUGUAUUUGUUAUAUACUAUACUUAAUUUUGUUUACAUCAGUUAGCAUGCAGUGUAAAUUAUAAUGCUGUUUUAACACUAGAUCUCCUUUCAAAGCUAAGAGACGGAAGAGAGAGAGAGAGAGAGAGAGAGAGAGAAAAUAACAUGGAUAUACAGAUUUGCUUUUUGACAAAUAUAAUAUAUUUUUGUAAUUUUG
Messenger RNA from Lingula anatina, 2018 nucleotides. Its product is annotated as tumor necrosis factor ligand superfamily member 10-like. The record is from RefSeq and is a predicted model, not a curated record. Gene Ontology annotation, biological process: immune response. NCBI's taxonomy places the organism in Eukaryota, Metazoa, Brachiopoda, Lingulata, Lingulida, Lingulidae. Gene Ontology annotation, cellular component: membrane. Gene Ontology annotation, molecular function: tumor necrosis factor receptor binding.